Neodiprion virginianus is the source of this 1090-nucleotide messenger RNA. Its product is annotated as structural maintenance of chromosomes protein 3-like. NCBI's taxonomy places the organism in Eukaryota, Metazoa, Arthropoda, Insecta, Hymenoptera, Diprionidae. Gene Ontology annotation, biological process: mitotic sister chromatid cohesion. The coding region runs from base 17 to 1090 and encodes 357 amino acids. Gene Ontology annotation, molecular function: cohesin loader activity; double-stranded DNA binding. The transcript is spliced from 6 exons. The record is from RefSeq and is a predicted model, not a curated record.
UCAAGCCCUGCAAGAAAUGUCGAUGGGCAAUCGUGAGCGCCAGCUUGAAUUGUCUGAGGCUCAUCUUGAGGAGGUUAAAACCAACCUCGCCAAAAUAAACUCAGAUAUAGCCCUGCAGAAUCAAAAGAUUACCGAGGCAGCGGAAAACCAAAAAGCGGCGAUGUUGUAUUUAGAUAAGUACAAAUUCGCGGAAAAACGAGCUAAAGAAAGGUUGGAGGAAGACUUGCAGAGUCUCGAGAUGGUCGGGAUCCGACUCAACACUAUACACCGGAAUAUAGACGAGAUUACUAGGAAGAUAAUGGAACUCGGUCCACUUCCGAAUUCGGCAUCGAUUGCAAAAUACGGCAAACUUUCAACGAAACAAAUUCUCAACGAAAUUGAGAAGAUUCAUAAUCAACUUAAGGAAUACAGCGACGUAAAUCAGAAAGCUUUGGAUCAGUACUCGACGAUGACCGAUGAGGAAAAAAAAUUGAGAGAACGAAAGUUGGAACUUGAUCGCGGGUACGAAAAAAUAAAAGAAUUAAUGACUGUUCUUGAACAGCACAAAUACAACGCGAUAGAAUUCACUUAUAAACAGGUGAGCAAGUAUUUCAGUGAAGUUUUUCAAAAACUCGUACCGUCUGGACGAGGUGAACUUGUAAUGCAGACAUCACAUGACGAGGAAGAGAAUGAUAGAGCUGUCUCUGAGUCGGCGAUCUGCGAUAGUUUUGUCGGCGUCGGCAUUCGAGUUUCUUUCGGAAAUUCGGAGAGCAUGAUGCAAGAGAUGAAGCAGUUAUCGGGGGGACAGAAAUCGGUCGUAGCUCUUGCACUGAUAUUUGCAAUACAAAAGUGUGACUUGGCACCGUUUUAUAUAUUCGACGAAAUUGAUGCGGCGUUGGACGCCGAGCACAGGCGCGCCGUUGCCGGUGUGAUUCACGAACUCAGUUCCACCGUGCAGUUUAUCACUACGACCUUCAGGCCAGAGUUAAUUGAACAUGCUCAUAAACACUACGGAGUUACCGUUCGAAAUAAGGUUUCGUACAUAGAGUGCGUGACGCGGAAACGAGCGCUUGAAUUUGUCGAAGAUGCGGCAGAAGAUUCCGAAAACUGA